Molecule: messenger RNA, 1299 nt
Organism: Vespa mandarinia (Asian giant hornet)
Lineage: Eukaryota; Metazoa; Arthropoda; Insecta; Hymenoptera; Vespidae
Cellular component (GO): membrane
Source: RefSeq, a predicted model, not a curated record
UAAGUAGCCGUGGUGGGAUAUUCUAAUCUGUUGUUGAAUGUCGAAGGCUCCGUGGAAUUGUGACUGCGGUCGUUCCGAUCCGAUAAUAUUUAAAAAAAGAAAAAACGAAAGAUUCGCUUGCAAUUGUGGUUGGGAAGGAAAAUUCAUUUACGGUGUUUCCCUUACCUUGGCUAUCUUUGAAAUGAAACGCUUUUUCAUGUUGUUAUUGGAGAUAAUAGCUGAAUGGCAAGUGAUUCGAUUCGCUGGUGGUUUACGUCCUGUUAUUCUCACCUUGCUCGACAUUAUCGUUGGCUUGCCAACAGCUAUGUUAGCUGUUCGUAUUAUACGCAAAUACAAAAUCCCGCGAUGUUGUUCGAAACCUAAAAAAUUAUUUAAAUGCCUUUUGUUCGUAAUAACGAUGUGCGUUCUCCUAAACAUCAUGACCCUUAUCUCGAUUGGAUAUCACAUUAGCGUAAAACAGGAAACUCUUGUAAAUAUAUUCAACGCUUCUAUGCACCUUUACGUCAAUAUGGCGUCGUACAAAUAUGCAAUAGAUGAGUUACAACUUGUGUUCCAAUGUUGCGGGCAUACUUCUUACACCGAUUGGUUUCUUUUCGAUUGGCAGAUGGCAGAUUAUGCAUCACGUGACGAAAUGAUUUAUGAUAAUAAAAUAUCUGAUGAAGAGUUUCGAGAUCGCGGAGUACCAUUUAGUUGCUGCAGUUUACGUUCGAUGACACCAUGCGUACAUGCCGAGAUGAUGGAUAAGGAUAUUAAAAGUAUCAAUGAGAAUGGCUGUGCGGAAGUUAUCAGUCCAGUUAUAAUUAGGAUCGUUGUAAUCGCAUAUGUCAUGACUACCACGUUGAUCGUCACGCAAGCUCUAUUAGCUUUUUUAAUCGCAAGAAUGAUCGAUAGAUUUUCCGAAAGAGUAAGAUUUCCUGUUUCUUCUUUAAGCUCAAUGGAUGGAUCUACCUGCUUCCUUACAGAAACAAAUAGCUCGAGUAAAAAGAAAAACGAUCGUUAUAUUACUUCGUCGAUUUACAAAUGUGUACCACGAGAUAAAACAAAGUCUGGACAAAAAGGGAUGAAGAUAAAACGUUUAUCUCUUGUAAAGAACGAUUCUACAAGAAGAAAGAAAAGCCGACAAAAAUCAUUGAAUUCUUCUAUAUCACGAUGUAGUUCUCCUAUUAUAGAAUGCACUAUCGAAAAUUCUGAAGUAGCGAGAAUAAAACCGAGUACUCAUGAGGAACAUAGGAUAUCAAGGAAACGUUUGUUGACCAAACGAAUUCGUUGAAUUUGUUAACUUCAUUAUAUGCACUUUCU